Mesorhabditis spiculigera is the source of this 1332-nucleotide messenger RNA. NCBI's taxonomy places the organism in Eukaryota, Metazoa, Nematoda, Chromadorea, Rhabditida, Rhabditidae. The record is from the annotation of a GenBank genome assembly.
AUGCCCUCGACGAGGCGGCUCGUCCUGCUGCUCGUCGCGCUCAUCGGCUUCUGGGUGAUCGUCGCCUACCAUUUCCUGAGGAGCGGCGAAGAAGAUCCGACCUACAAUGCCGAGGUUGACGAGCUGCUCGCGAAAAUCCACGAUCUGGAGCGGCAGCUCGACAUCGAAAACGUGGCGAUCAAACGCUUACAAGCCGAAGUGGAGGCUAAUUCCAAACUGAUCAGGGCGAACCGAGUGAACUUGGAAGGGCAGGAGCCACAUGGGCCCUGGAAGGAGCCGAUUCCGAUCCUGGUAUUCUCCUGCAACCGCAAGGAUGCUGUGAGAGCCCACGUCGAUCGUCUCAUCUCGCUCCGCCCAUCGGCUGAACGCUUCCCGAUCAUUGUUUCUCAAGAUUGUGAUGACGAAGCAACCGCCCAAGCAAUUAAAAGUUUCGGGGAUAAGGUCACCUACGUCAAACACAUCGCCGGAGACAAAGCCAACCUGACGAUCCCCAACGAGCACAAACGCUGGACGACCUAUUAUCGAAUUGCCAGGCACUACAAACUCGCUCUCCAUCACACGUUCCGUAACUUGGGCUACAGCACCGUAGUGAUUACGGAAGACGACCUCGACGUGGCUCCGGAUUUCUUCGAAUAUUUCUCGGCGACAAGGUAUCUUCUCGAUGCUGACCCCACCCUAUACUGUGUUUCGGCGUGGAAUGACAACGGCAAGAAGCAUUUGAUCAACGAGAAUGCUCCUGAGCUACUGUAUCGCUCCGAUUUCUUCCCCGGGCUUGGGUGGAUGAUGAGCAAAAAGCUUUGGGAUGAGUUCGAACCGCGUUGGCCCCAAGGCUUCUGGGAUGACUGGAUACGCGAGCCGGAGAAUCGAAAGAACCGAUCUUGUAUUCGGCCAGAGAUCAGCCGCACAGCCAUGUCGGCCUACGGCCAAAAGGGAGCCUCGGAAGGCCUGUUCUUUACAAAACAUUUGGCGAGGGUUGUGCUGAAUCACAAGUCCGUCGAAUUCACGAAGCUGAACCUCGACUACCUGCAGAAGAACAACUACGACAGCCUCUUCAUCAAGACAGUCUACACCCAGGCAGAGCCGAUCCGCAUCGACGAGAUGCUGGGCGUGCCGAAGAGCGGCUCGGUAAGGAUCACCUACGACGCCAACCUGGACUACAUCAAGAAGGCCGACAAGCUGCAGAUUAUGCACGAUUUUAAGGCUGGCGUCCCUCGCACGGCCUACCAAGGGGUCGUCACCGCGUUCCUCAACGGUCUCCGCGUCUACCUCGUCCCCGACCCGGCGAAGGUGUCCGGCUACAACAAGAAAUGGGAGGUGCCCGCAGGGAUCGAC